UCAGACGCGGUGGCCGCCGCGCGCCUGCGGGGAGCUGCUGACCCGCUCGGCGAGCCCGUGUCCCGCACGCACCGCCGCCAUGGCCACAAAGGACCCGACGGCUGUGGAGAGAGCCAACCUGUUAAACAUGGCCAAGCUCAGCAUCAAGGGGCUCAUCGAGUCCGCCCUGAGCUUUGGCCGCACCCUGGACUCCGACUACCCUCCUCUGCAGCAGUUCUUCGUGGUGAUGGAGCACUGUCUGAAGCACGGCCUGAAAGUGAGAAAAUCAUUUUUGAGUUAUAACAAAACAAUUUGGGGCCCUCUGGAACUGGUGGAGAAGCUGUACCCAGAAGCAGAGGAAAUCGGAGCCAGUGUCCGGGAUUUGCCUGGUCUAAAGACCCCCCUUGGCCGUGCUAGAGCGUGGCUCCGAUUAGCCCUCAUGCAGAAAAAAAUGGCCGAUUACUUGCGCUGUUUAAUUAUCCAGAGGGAGCUCCUAAGCGAGUUCUAUGAGUACCACGCACUGAUGAUGGAGGAGGAGGGGGCUGUGAUUGUCGGGCUGCUGGUCGGCCUGAACGUGAUCGAUGCCAAUCUGUGUGUGAAGGGAGAGGACCUAGACUCCCAGGUUGGAGUGAUUGAUUUCUCAAUGUAUUUAAAGAAUGAAGAAGAGAUCGGAAACAAAGAAAGGAAUGUUCAAAUUGCCGCCAUCUUAGACCAAAAGAAUUAUGUUGAAGAACUGAACAGACAACUCAACAGCACAGUCAGCAGCCUCCACUCAAGAGUGGACUCGUUAGAAAAGUCCAACACUAAGCUGAUCGAAGAGCUAGCAAUAGCAAAGAAUAAUAUCAUCAAGCUCCAAGAGGAAAACCAUCAGCUGCGGAGUGAAAAUGAGUUGAUCUUAAUGAGGACUCGGCAGCACCUGGAGGUUACCAAAGUAGAUGUAGAAACGGAGCUUCAAACAUACAAGCAUUCCCGGCAGGGUCUAGACGAGAUGUAUAACGAGGCCAGAAGGCAGCUUCGAGACGAGUCGCAGCUCCGACAGGAUGUGGAGAAUGAGCUGUCAGUCCAAGUUGGCAUGAAGCACGAGAUCGAGCUGGCUAUGAAGCUGUUGGAGAAAGAUAUUCACGAGAAACAAGACACUCUGAUAGGCCUUCGGCAGCAGCUGGAAGAAGUGAAAGCCAUCAACAUUGAGAUGUACCAGAAGCUGCAGGGCUCUGAAGAUGUCUUGAAAGAAAAAAAUGAAAUAAUUGCCCGACUAGAAGAAAAGACCAAUAAAAUCACUACAGCCAUGAGGCAGCUGGAGCAAAGAUUGCAGCAAGCAGAGAAGGCGCAAAAGGAAGCUGAAGCUGAGGAUGAGAAAUGUGCCCAAGAGCGCCUGAGCAAAUCCGACAGUCUGCAGAGACAGAUCUCGCAGAAGGAGCAGCAGCUGGUACAGCUGGAGACGGACUUGAAGAUUGAGAAGGAAUGGAAGCAGACUUUGCAAGAAGAUCUUCAAAAGGAAAAAGAUGUCCAAUCUCAUCUUAGACGUGAAACCCAAAAAGUUCUAAGUCUUAAAAAAGAGUUUCUUAACCUCCAGGAUGAAAAUCAGCAGUUGAAAAGAAUUUAUCACGAACAAGAACAGGCUCUGCAAGAACUUGGCAGCAAACUCUGCGAAUCUAAACUUAAAAUAGACGAUAUAAAAGAAGCCAACAAAGCAUUACAGGGACUGGUCUGGCUAAAAGACAAAGAUGCAACCCACUGCAAGCUUUGUGAGAAGGAAUUUUCACUCUCCAAAAGAAAGCACCACUGUAGAAACUGUGGGGAAAUCUUCUGUAAUGCCUGCUCUGACAACGAGCUGCCUUUGCCUUCUUCACCAAAGCCAGUGCGAGUCUGUGAUUCCUGUCACGCAAUGCUUAUUCAGAGAUGUUCCUCUAAUGUGCCAUGACACGGGAACUCAAUCCUGCACAGAAGCACCUGCAGUGAGAGCUGUGUACAGCAGUGCCAAGUCAGUACUGCACCUCGUCUCCAGCCAACACACAGGUGUCUAAAUUAUAUGGGUUAGUAUUCCGUUCCUGUACUUAAUCAGAUUUUAAUAUAGCAUGUUUUAUCACUACUUCAACAAUCAAGUAACCUUUAACAAAGGUCAGAUAAGCAGAGCUAAUGCACAUUUGCCUUACCUUUUAGAGGCCUUCUUGAGAACAAGGCCAUAGCUUAUUUGCUUCUGAACAGUUGAGUUGGCACUUGAAGGUGCCUAUAUAUCUCUUAAUGCACUUUAAAAGCAUCACAAUUCUCAGAGAAAAACUGGAAAUGCAUUCACUUUAUGUUAUCUGCCGAUUUAACAUUGUUUUUCUUAGUGGUAAUCCACACCUUUAAUCCUAGCACUUAGGAUGCAGAGGCAGGUGGAUCUCAGUUUGGCAAGGCCAGCCUGGUAGACAAAGUGAGUUCCAGGACAGCCAGGGCUACACAGAGAAACCCUGUCUUAAAUGAAAGAAAGGAAAGACAGACACAGACUGAAUCAAAGUUGUUUAUUUUUUUCCAUGAACCCUCUUGCCUCAGCUCUGAAGUGCUGGGACAUAGGUGUGCGCUUCCAUUGUCACUGUCAAGGAAGAUGCUAAUUUAGUUGUAUUUAUUUGUUUGAUCUUCUCCCUUAUCCUACCCUUUCCUUUACUUGCCCUGGGCUAGAGUGGAUUAAGGGACCAGUGAUUUGGCCUCUAGCUUUUCCUUCACUUUUUAAGGGAAGUUUAUAACCAUCCUUAUCACAGAUGCUAAUUUUUAUAAAGGGUCAGAUUCCAAAGGAGAAAACAUCCCUUCCCAGGGAACAGGGGAACCAAGUGAGACCACUAGCCUUUAAAGAUUGAUUCUAAGCAUUAAAAACAAGAGCAUUUAAAACUUUGCCUUUGCUAUGAAAGUUUCUCCACCCUCAGUUCUCUUAAGUAUAGCUUCUAGGAAGCAUUACAAACAAUAGAAUUUCUCCCUAUGUACAUAUCGACCUUAGAUAGUGGCUCCUUUUUUCAAGCAGGGGGUGGGGGGAGCAUUAAGAUACCAUUUAGCGAUUUAAUGUAUUAAUUUCUUGUAUGUUAAGUCUGUCAGGCUAUUGUUAUAGCCUGUCAAGCCCUAGCGACUCUACACUCCCAACAGCACCAUGCAGUGACUGGGCAUUUCUCUGAUCCCCUUUCUGCAGGAUCUUUUUUCAUUUGCUGCAUUUCAGUACGUUUUUAUUAAUUUACAAAAUUACAAAACCAGUAUUUACCAGCUUUUGUGCUCAACUUAAGUUUGUUCUGACAGAAUUCUAGAUAUCUCUUCUUUUGGAGAUAGGGAAACCCCAUGUAGGCCUCCAAUCUGGUGUGCCGCAGGGGAAGACCUUGAAUUGCCCCUCUGGCCUCCACAGCUCCCAGCAGCUGAGACCACAGCUGUCUGGUGUUUGUCUGUGGUGCUGGGGAUUGAACCCUUGACUUUGUGCACACUGACCAGGUCUCUACCGAGUUGCUCCCCCACCCCCAGAUGUCAUUUGUUGAGCAUGGACAGAGAUGGCUGUGAGACAAUUCAGCUAGGAGAAAUAAGGCAGGAAGGGAGGACUACCAUGAGCUUCAAGAGCAGCUUGCUUGGUGCAUCCUAUGCUACACACGGAGAAAGCACGGCUCAAACAUUAGAAAAAGUUAUAUUCUUGAACCACUUUCUGAUGGGGAUUACUAACAUUUUUCUUUUUCUUUUUUGACUGUUGAAAGUGAGCGUAAAUGAAAAACUUCAAAUACUUUACUCUGUGCUAUUUAUUACCACUCAAAGUUUGUGUCAUAAACAUGGGCCUUUUCUGGAACAGCAUUAACUACCCCCCACCCACCCCCCAGCUUCUGGGAUAAGAGUAUAGAUAGCUCAGUGGUAGGAUGUUUGCUUACUGUGCCUGUUAAGGGCCUGGACUCUCUCAGCACUACCAUCAAAAACAAAAGAACCCCACCCAGGUUUAGGAUAUCCUAUUUAUUACAAGACAUUCAUAAUUCUUGUUUUGCAGAAAACUUCUGUCAUUCCCUUACUUACCUAGCCAAUACUACCACAAAGAUGUGAACAUGGUGCCAAGGAAUUGCAAUUGUAAUUCUGAUCUGUAAUGUUUUUAAAAUAAAUGUAAAUUUUAUAAAACUAUCUAAGAAA
Apodemus sylvaticus (European woodmouse) is the source of this 4098-nucleotide messenger RNA. RefSeq names its product RUN and FYVE domain containing 2 (gene Rufy2). Bases 80 to 1900 code for a protein of 606 amino acids. The record is from RefSeq and is a predicted model, not a curated record. Gene Ontology annotation, molecular function: metal ion binding. Gene Ontology annotation, cellular component: cytoplasm. The transcript is spliced from 18 exons. Lineage: Eukaryota; Metazoa; Chordata; Mammalia; Rodentia; Muridae.